GCUGAAGUGAAAGCAAAGCGUACCACCUUCCAGAUCUGAAGCAAGGCCAGCCUGUGAGAACUUGUCGUUCGACGACCGCAUUUGCAUUCGCGCCUGGUCACGAAUUGCUCGCUGCGUAGGAUUCGAUCAGCCUCAAUUCGCAGAACAUCCUGAUGUGGGAUUAGUGCGCGAAAAUGAUUAUAUGGAGAAGAAAACGAUCGUUGUUGCUAUUCGCUCAGGUUGGGUGGACGCGCUCGUGGCGGCGCUAAGGCUGGUUUCAGGCAGCAAGGAGGCUGUGUUGAACGCCGAUCUGCACUCAGCUGUGUGUACCAAUACGAGCAUACAUUCCAUCAGGUUCCGAAUGAAUCGAUUCCAAUACUCCGAAGUAACUUAUGACACUCUCGAGAGAAUGCGACAUAGUAAUUAGUACCAAGAGGAACUUACCAUCGCGCAUCUCACGAAGAAAUCCUGACGAGCCUACAUUACCAAAUACUUCUAAUUUGGAAGCGAUAUGAGCGCCUCCUUUUCGAAAAGGGAAGGCAAAAGAAGACAGGAAGCCAGUCCGGAAGACAAUGCUGAAGGAAGGAAACGACUUAAACCAGCCAUCGAUCCAACAUCACCACUGUGUACGGCAUGUCAAACGCUUAACAUUGACAAGGGUUUCGAAGCGGCCCACAAGUAUUACAAACUCAGAGUUUACGACCCGGACAAGGUGUCUAAGCUCUACGAAGCUUACGAUGGAAGGCACUUCUACGAUGAUGCAGUUUCUGUGCAUCAGUUUGGCACUCGACUGUCCAAGCCAUCAAAGUGUCCACUGUGCGAAUUCUUUCGAUCUGUCAGAGUUCAGCCAGAUGUACAUGAACGUUACAAACUACUUGCGUUCCGUAGCACCGAUGCUUGGCUCUUCAAUGCAGAUCGGGUAAGAACCGCGUUUAAAGAACCCGACUUCCUCGAAGAACGCCACGAUACAGUGUUCAUGGCAGUCCUGCCAGAUAUAGAGUCGGUCCCACCAACCGGGCACGAUGCGACAUGGCUAGACUACGAGAUUCCGGCUGUGGGGGCCAUCUUCUGCAAGCCGGCUGCCGAACCCAGCGACGGUCUCAAUCAGAACCUGCUGGGAGCAAGAGAGCUCAUGGAUUCAUUUGAUGUUGAGCGGUUACGGGCUUGGCUCGAUUUCUGUCGCAGUGGACACGGUGCCGCUUGCAAACAACGUGCGUCGGAAGAACCGGUAACCAGAGGCUUUCGUCUGAUCAACUGUACCAAGGAUCCUCCCGAGGUUGAAGACAAGCCGUGGGGAACUCCGUACGCUGCUUUAAGCUAUGUUUGGGGAUCUACGCCCGCCGAUCUGGAAGACUGGCCGGCGACUGUCAUGGACGCAGUCGAGGUCACACGCAAGUUCGACUUUACCUAUCUCUGGGUUGAUCGGAGCUGCAUAAACCAGGCGGAUUCAGAAGAGAAAGGCUACCUGAUUUCGAGAAUGACAACCAUAUACGAAGCAGCCGAGUUCACCAUCGUAGCAACUGCAGGAAGUGGAGCUAGCCAUGGUCUUCCUGGAGUAGGAAAGACACCUCGCAAGCCGCAGCCAAAGUACUAUACCGACAGCGGAAGCUUACUCCUUUCUAUACUCCCUGACCCUCGACGCGAAAUACUACAGUCGCAAUAUUGGACCCGCGGCUGGACAUACCAAGAAGGAGUUCUCUCCAACCGCCGUAUCGUCUUCACAGAACACCAGACCUACUGGGAAUGUCGCUGUAUGGCUUCGAAUGAAAGCGCGGAUGUGACGCUGUUCCACCAACCCAUAAGCCAUGAGAACGAUCCCAACAGCAUUCUAGUAGACUUCAUGCUGACUGGCAUAUUCAAAGGCGGUGCGUUCAGCGGAGGCAGUAGUGCGCAUCAAGGAGACUUGGUCAUCGCUAAUGACGAGGAAUAUCGGUUAGACUAUGGCUUUCCUGUCGUUCAGGAGAUCACUGUUGGGGCCCAAUUGCGAGGGCUGUGUGAGCAUAUGCGUGAGUUUACGAAACGACGCUUGACACAAGAUACAGAUACCCUGCCAGCCUUUCAGGGUAUUGUUGGAAUGUAUGAACAAACUACAUCGCUGCACAUGUUUCACGGAAUACCGUUGUGGACGGGCGACAUUGCUGGAACCGCUGCCCCCGCUCAGAUCACCCUCGCCUUGGCUAUAUCGUCAUGGUUCCACCGUGCGGGCUCACAUGAGGCCAUGUUUAUCUCCGAAACAUGUAGGCGGCGUGCCCAUUUACCUUCGUGGACCUGGGCUGGCUGGGGCGGUACAGUUAGUUGGCGGCUGCCUCCCAAUACUGAAUAUUGCGCUUAUCUGAGUGAUCUCAUCAACGCUACAAGCCCAAGUAUCGUUUGGGGUGCGAACAUCUAUCUCUCUCAUCCUGGACGUCCAGAAGUAGUACGGUUGUUAGACCGAAGCUCAGCGCUUCGUCUGGCUAACGGCACCUUUUCCACGAUGGAAAUAAAGAAUCCAUACCUCUUGAACAAGUUUCAACCAGUCAAGGUAGAAAAUCGCGAGUGGUCGUGGGGCAGACUGGUUGGGAGGAUUGGUCGCGAACGGAGAAUGUCUCACCGUUUUGACAAAGCCACAGACUGGUGGAGAAUAGGUGGUCGCCUCGCUUUCACCAGCAUGUCUAUUUCCAUAACCCAACAAGAGUGGACUGCCAAACAUGGCUCUGGCGAGUUCAUAAGUGUCUUGAUCUUUGUAGGGAGGUUCCUAGAUGUCGAGCAUGGCGCGGCACGUUUCUUAACAUUGCGAAAGGUACCGCAUUCUAAUCCUGUUGUGUGGGAGCGAGUCGGCAUGCUUUCUUUGACGCUUCCUUUCCUGGCUAAGUGUCGGGACAUUUCGGGUCUUUUUCACAAAACGCCAGCUCAUUCCCGAAGUGGCUCUAUAGUUAUUCAAUGAAUCAACGGCUGUCGCGACUCGAUAUCGAAAAAUCCGCGUGCAAGUACUUCAUGACCUCAGGUGUGAAUGAGAUUGAACAUCUACUUUUGCCGUCGCCGCCUACAUCACGGCUUGCUUUUAGCUCCCAAAGCAAGAAUGCCGGGUCAGUAUACGUUGCUGUUAUUUUGCCUUCGAAUGAUUGUGCAGUUCCGUAGGAUCUUGCUGCGAACACGCCGGGGUGUGCGUGUCCAAGAGAAAGGGCUGGUGGUAGUGAUUUUUAUGCUGCAAUUGCGGAAGGAUACUGCACUUCGUGCUUCACUGGAAGCUCAGGGUGCACACGGUUCAUUGAGGAUGUACUUCAAGAGUGGUGAUGGCUUGGAACAAAGUUCGUGAUGUACG
Alternaria rosae is the source of this 3280-nucleotide messenger RNA. Its product is annotated as heterokaryon incompatibility protein-domain-containing protein. Lineage: Eukaryota; Fungi; Ascomycota; Dothideomycetes; Pleosporales; Pleosporaceae. The transcript has 4 exons. Bases 491 to 2902 code for a protein of 803 amino acids. The record is from RefSeq and is a predicted model, not a curated record.